AUGACCACCCUUGUCUUGAUCCCAGCUGGAGACGGCACUCCUGUUACCUUCAGCACUAUGUGGUCUGCCGAGCAUAUCGACAGCGUCUUUCAGUGCCUUGCUCCCAAGAGUGCCGAAGAAAAACGCAAGUUUAUCAUCGUUCCUACUCAGAUCUAUGAGGAUAUGGAUAUCGGCGCAAAGACCGCCCUCGCCAACCUGUUCAUGGCCGAAUUUGGCGAGCCUGUUCUCUACGCCCGCAACAACAAGGACGAGUGCUACUACCUCGGAGCUCCCCGCGACAUCAUGAAGGAUGGCGGAAUGCUCAUCGUUGUUCCAGGCGCUCCUGAGGCUAUCUACAUGCAGCGUCCUGAUCAUGCUCCCAAGCGUGCCAAGAUUCCACGACCUCCCAACGCCUACAUCAUCUACCGCAAGGAGCGCCACCAAAAGAUCAAGAAGGAGCGCCCUGCUCUGACCAACAACCAAAUCUCUAUGAUUCUUGGCCGAACCUGGAACAUGGAGAAAACCGAGAUCCGCCUUCUCUACAAGCAGAAGGCAGAUAUUGUCAAGGAAGAACAUCGCCGAAUGUACCCGGAUUACCAGUACCGUCCUCGUCGCCCCUCUGAUCGACGUCGCCGCAACACUCCCCUGAGCAACCCUGCUGCCACCAUUGCUGCUACCGCUACUCAGUUCGCGGUUAACCAGAUUGCCGCUGCCGCUGUCGCUCCUGCCGCUCAGCAGAACGUUAUCUAA
Messenger RNA from Fusarium sp. VM40, 729 nucleotides. Lineage: Eukaryota; Fungi; Ascomycota; Sordariomycetes; Hypocreales; Nectriaceae. The record is from the annotation of a GenBank genome assembly.